UCUACCGGACCAAACAAACUUGGAAAUCGGUGCUUAAUUCCAUCGAAUCCAAUAAUAUUUUGCUAAUACUUGGCACAGAGACACGUGUCCGAGCGAGUAUUUUUUUUUUAAAUCAUAUUCUUGUCUUCCAUAUAAGUCACGUUUUUCCACGAAUUUCAGAGUGUUGUUUAUCGUGCCCUUGGGACUGUGUUUUUCUCCAUUCCGGUCGAAGGCGUUUACGUACCCGUUGCGCGUCACCAUUGCCAUUGGGAGAUCUGAUGCCCCGAAACAAUGACACCAAAAGCCGCGUUAUGUCAUAUUCUAGUGAUAUGGGGCCUGGCUCAAGUUACGGCUCAAAUCAAUCGAGGGAGCAUUCCUGCGGGAGUUCGUUCCCCGAUGAUAGCAAACGGAUGGCGUCCUCUGACGAGCUACGAGCCUAAAAGCGCGGGUGUGCAUUUGUCGGGAGGGAGUCUGGGCGUGGGAGGAGGAUCGUUGAGCGAGAGGAAUUCGGCAGGCGGGGCGCACCCGGUGCACGGGAAGCUCCAGGAGCACAUGUCAAAAUCGGAGAAAUUGAGCUCGAAGCAACAAAACAAGCAAACGAACGAUUACAAUCCUCCGAGUAUCCUCGGGAGUUUCAGCGUGUUUGGUAACUCGGUGGGGAAAACUCGCGGAGGGGAAGCCGGUAAAUCUCAGUUGUUGGGAUCGGAGACUCAGGAAUAUUCGUUUCUGGUGCCACCGCCGAGGGAGCCGCCGUUGCGAUACGAGAUUGAGCCUUACCGGAAGCAGGUAAUCCUCCGGGACAACGAGCCCUUCUUGCGUCAGCCCUCGAAAUACGUCAUUUCGCACUCGAUCGGAAGCGCACCUGGAGACAUAAGGAACGUUCAAUAUUUCGCGAAAGGUGGAGCCGCCGCAGUUUCGGCGAGUACGCAUGCGCUGACGAGCCUGAAGAAUCGCCCGGUGAUCGGAGAAUUCGGGGCCGGCAGCCCGAGCCAGCAGCCUCAGCAGCAGCAGCAACAGCAGCACGUUCCGUUCGAAUCGCUCAAACUGUCCAACACGAAGCUCUUUCUGCAGCCGCCGGGCGCCAACGGACCGCCGAAUUUCGGCCGCGAGCCCCACCAGCCGGUCGACAACGUUUACGAACGUUUUCCCUCCGCUCAUUUGCCCCAUACGCAACAACUGACUCAAGAGAGUUCCGGCAAUUUCUACAGCCGCAUCAAUCAUCCGUCCCCGGGGGGUGGUUACAAGGCUCAAAAUCUCGAGCGAGAUCCCUCCUUGGUCGUGAACGAGAGCCACGAUCCGAGUUACCCCACCCCGGGGCCUGCCCAAGGCGUUCAACCGGGCUUCGCGGCCUUCGGCAACUUCCGUCCGUCCCCGAGUUACGAGUAUCUCCAUUCCCCCGAGCGGUACUCGAGCCUGCGGCCAGUGGGCUCGCCUUCGGACAAAUUCGUACCCUCGAAGCCGGACAACACUCGUCAGAAGUUGGAAAACUUCGGCAAGUACGGUUCUUCCCAGAGCAACGGGAAUCCGAAUUUGGACAACAGCAUCGCCGCCUCCCCGGAGCCGCCUUACUCCAAGGGCAUCAUAAAUACAUAUUACAUUUCGGAACAACAGAGCCUGACUCCGCCUCCGCCAGCGGCGUGGUCCGUACCCUCGAAGCUCAAACUGACUUCGGACAUAAACGAGGUCCUGCCGAAGCCCGACCGUCCGGCCAAGUUCAACCUCGAUGCGAACGGCAAUCUUCCGGAAGCUCAACGCCAAAAUCAUCAGAACAAUAUCCCGAAUUACUUGUUCCCGAGGCCCGAAGUGCACCAGCAGCACCAACAUCAAUAUUACCCGAACAGUCUGCUCCCAUCGAUAAACGAGCAGCCGGAAGGGAUUUACGAAACCCCCGAAAGCAUUUCCCUGAAGCACUUCAACGAGCAGCAGUACCGACUGCAACAGCAACUGCUCCAACGCGAUCGGGAACGACUCCGGGAGCAACAACUCCAGAGGCAACAGCAACAGAUCGAGCUGGGACGCAUAACCGGUGGACGGGAACGAGAGAAAUCGCCGCCGAUCGAGGCGUCCGAAACCCCCCGACCAACGACCGUCGAAUACUACGAGACAACUGUGCCGUAUGCUCGACCCGCUGAUCCGGCCGAGUACCAAGAGAAUCUAGGCAAUGCAGAAGAGAUUCGAAAGCUCCCGGAGCAGCAAUACGUUCACCAAGAGUACGAGGAGAAGAAUCCAUCCAAAUACGAGCAGCCGGAUCUCCCCGUGGUUUACGAGGCGGAAAACACCAGCAGUUAUCCCGAGCCCGAAAAGAGCGUUAGUUACGAAUCGACCGAGGUGCCUUCCACCGGGCAUCGAACCCGACCCCGCAAGCCUGCGACUACUGCCUCGAGCCCGAAGUACGAGCAGCAGCACCGUCGCAGGAAGCCGGUGACUCCGACCUACGAGGAAGCGACUCAUCAGCAUCAAGAGGAACGGCACAACCCGUCGACGCUUUCCCCAAACCCGAUAGUCCAGAGUCCCGGAAGCCCGUACUCGUUACCGGCAUCGAGCGAGACACCGACAACGGAUUAUCAAGGAACGAGUUAUCCGCCGAUAACAACGGGCGGGAGCUACGCCCCGACGAUAAUAACAACAUCGACGACGACCCCGAAGCCGACGAGAGCUCGACGACCUUCGGGCGGUAACGCGGCGAACGGGCGACGAAGGCGGCCCGCGUCAACAACAACGGAACCGCCUGAAACGGUUGGAACGACGGUAACCUACCGACAGGAGGAUUACACGAAAUACGAAAGAGUCGAGAGCGACUCGUCCAGGCGAAGAAAACCGACUGCACCGCCCCUCGCCCAAACCCCCCGGCCCCAGGUGGAAAUCGAUCCGACAACGAGCACGGAGAAAAAGAGAUUCGAGAUACAGAAUUACGGACACAAGUUGGGAGCGAACGAGCACCAGGAUUACCUUACCGAGGUUUCCCUCGUCCCGGAAACGUACCCGAGCAACGAACGGCACGUUCCGUCGUCCCAACAAUCUUAUAACUACGGUAACGAGAAGGAUGCCUCUCUUUUCUACACGCCAGGUUACGAGGAGGCUCAGCAGGUUACGACCAUUCAGGACUCAACGGAUUACGGAUCCUCCGAUUACCCGACGAGUAGUUCGACGAGUGCGUUCAGCCGGGGCAAGCCGACCGGCGAACCCGAGAGCGUCGACGAUUCCGCGGGAAUAGUUAAAAACGUUUACACGAAUGUACCGUUGGAGGAACUUUUCGUAAAUACGGAAAGAGUGUUCACGACGACGACGACGACGACGACGGCGGCGGCGCCCGCGACGACACCCCCAACGACGACGAGAACGACGACAACCCCGAGACGCUCAACCUCGGCACAUUCAACGAAAAGUUCGUACGCCCGAACAACGGGCACGCCCGUUAUUGCCGACCCGGCGAGCGAAACCGUCCACUCGACGCGGGCGCCGGCCCAUCGGAUGCGUCCGAUGAGAUUCGGAAACUCGACGAGGCCACGCUUCAGCAUCAAAGACUACAAAAGCCGCUUGGAUUAUCGCAAUCGAAUGUUGAGCACCAGCACCGAGACUCCGAGCUCGAACGGGCGGCAGAAAGGAUCCGCGGGACCGAAACAUCAGCAGCAGGACAACGAGAAGGAGCCUCUCGAAUCGACGACCGGUAGAUAUCGUCACAUGUCACGGAUUUCUUACAGAACGCCAUCGACAACGCCCUCCUAUCAGAGCGGCAGGCACCGGGACAGAGAUUCGAGCAACUCGACCGCGGAGAGACUCAACAAAUUCAGUCCGAAGCGACGACUGGCGAACAACCAUUUGUACCGAAGUAAAAUUUCUACGAGCACGACGACGAGCCAGCCGCCACCGGGCGAGGAGAGCGGGGACGACGCCGCGGCCUCAACGUCGGCGUCGACGCGUCCGAAUUCGGUGAGAACGGAGAACGUUUUCUCCGCCGCGAUUCGUCGGCGACCCCAGAUCAAACACGCAGUUUUCACCCAGUCGAGCGAUCUGAGGACAACGAAAAAACAGUCGACCGAGAUGGUCCCCGAGGAAACGAGCUUUUAUUCGCCCGUCAUCGCUCAGCAGCUUCUCGUCACCGAGUACACGACCAGCGUGAUGAAAACCACCGGUGAUGAAACCGACGAUUACCCGAGCUUUGCGACGAGCCAAAGUCGAGAAUACAAUCGCGUCUCCCCGACGCCAAGUCUCUCGACCGAAGCGUCCUCACCGGCCUCCCUCCUCGACGACGAUCUCGACAAUCCCCAGACCGUCAGGUCCGACGAUACGAACGUUUUCGAAUUUACGACCGAAGCAACGACAACGAGCAGUCCCGCCAACGAAGCAGGCCAAACCGAAGCCCUUGUCAAGGAGAGUGAGACUACCGUCGAUGCGCAGUUGGAGGAGGACCUUUUCGCGAAAGCCUCUCAGAGCGUCGCCGAUCUGACGAGUUCGGCGUCCGCCCUCUACGACAAGCCAGGCCUGUUCAAGGCCGUUUCCGUGGCACCCUCGACCUCCGCAUCCGAAACGGGGAACAGCGCUUCGCUUAUCAACAGCCGCUUCAAGAUCAGUCAGGAGAAACAACCUACUCUACCGAUCGAGGCUUUCUUCCACGAGCUCUCCAACAAAAAUUGACCUCGCUGUAUCACCUUUCCUUACUUCGCCGCCAAUUAGCCUCAUUAUCCCCUAUCCCUAUCGUUUAUUCAAUUAAAAGAUAAUCCAUCUCGUCCUAAUUUCAAUAUUCUUAUGCUACACACUAUUCGAAACUUCGAGUAACUUGUACUCGUAUCGUUUACUUGAUUUUUAACCAAAUUUUCAUCCGUUCGCAAUGAAGCUCGUGCGAUAUACAUAAAAAAAAAAAAGAAAUAAAAAUACAUUAGAUUUUAUUAUUCCAAGUUCCAAUAAGUAAAUGAAUUGAAAAAUUUCAAGCGGAUCUUAUUGAACAGCGCUUAUAAUUACGUUUGAAAAUUUUGGUGAGGUUUCACCGUCCGGUAAUCGAGACAUUCGUCGUUGAAAAUGACAAGUUAACACGGGCUUUAAGCUUUUAAAAAAUAGCCAACUUCAACGACAUCUCAAUUUCAAUACUGUCUUAACCGUUCUGUUUGAAAAAUUUCAUUGUGUCCAGAGUUGGAAAAUAAUUUUUCCACAAGAUACGCUUGAACCUCCUUCAAUGAUGAAGAUUGUAAUCGAAAAUUAUGACAAAAUGAGACCAGACACAAGUUUUUUUUUUAUACGCAUUUUUGGAGCCACUCAUCGGGGGGGGACUCGAUCUGCUAUAAAGCGUGUACGCACAACACAAUUUUGUAUCGAAUCAAGUCGUAAAUACCAAAUAUGGCAGUCCUCAAUGAAAAUAUAUGCAUCAUCGUGUAAAUAGUUAUGGAAAGCAACGUUAGUAUUAUUUAUACAUCUUAUUUAUUUGAUUAGUGGUUACGAAGAUACAUCAGCGUGUA
This is a messenger RNA of Venturia canescens, 5429 nucleotides long. RefSeq lists its product as uncharacterized. NCBI's taxonomy places the organism in Eukaryota, Metazoa, Arthropoda, Insecta, Hymenoptera, Ichneumonidae. The coding region runs from base 271 to 4614 and encodes 1447 amino acids. The record is from RefSeq and is a predicted model, not a curated record. The transcript is spliced from 4 exons.